Mytilus californianus (California mussel) is the source of this 2248-nucleotide messenger RNA. Its product is annotated as receptor-type tyrosine-protein phosphatase F-like. Bases 1 to 2232 code for a protein of 743 amino acids. The record is from RefSeq and is a predicted model, not a curated record. Gene Ontology annotation, molecular function: protein tyrosine phosphatase activity. NCBI's taxonomy places the organism in Eukaryota, Metazoa, Mollusca, Bivalvia, Mytilida, Mytilidae. The transcript is spliced from 20 exons. Gene Ontology annotation, biological process: protein dephosphorylation.
AUGACGGCUAACCCUGUUGGUACAUCAACCACAAAUAAGUUACUUAAAGAUGAUUGUUGCUGGAAAAAUACUUGGGGAAUAAACUGUAUACAUUCCUGUCCGGUUAAAUGUAUCAACCAAGAGUGUUAUCCUGGAAAUGGCUCGUGUGUUUGGGGUUGUGAUCCCCAAUUCUGUCAUGAGGGUAAAUGUCAACCGUAUACAGGUGUAUGUACUAAGGGAUGUGUUACUGGACGAGGAGGACAAAACUUUUGUAAGGCUGGUUCAUUUGGAGGUCAGUGUCUUCGAGACUGUUCAAAAAACUGUUUAUCUACACCCUGUGAUCAUGAAACAGGAGCAUGUAAAGGAGGAUGUAUUAGAGGAUGGGAGGGAUUCAAUUGCACAAAAGAAUGCAGCAAUGGAAAAUUUGGAUUUGAUUGUUCUGAGUCCUGUGGUGGUUGUAUUGGAAAUACAUGUUUUCCUGAUUAUGGUGUUUGCAGUGAUACUACUGGAUGUAACCCAGGCUAUGAGUAUGGACUUUACUGUAAUAAAACCUGUGACGAUUUUAGUUUCGGAACCAAUUGUACAAAUACGUGUUACUGCCGUAACUGUCCGUGUGAUAAAUCAACUGGGAAAUGUUCGACUGACGGUUGCAAAAAAGGAUGGAAAGGUGAUUUCUGUAAUGAACGAGACCUGAAGAAUGUUAUUGAUGAGAAAAAGAGGACUGAAGGUUUCAAAAAGGAAUAUGAGAAUUUACCAAAGGGACCUGUAUAUGCACAUACAGAAGGCUCGAAAGAAGAAAAUAAAUUGAAAAAUCGUUUUCUCACUACAUGGCCAUAUGACCAUUCACGUGUUGUUCUAGUGGGGGAUACUAAGCAUGAAUAUAUAAACGCUAGUUAUAUUACUAGCUACUACAAAGAAAAGGCAUAUAUCGCAUCACAAGGUCCAAAAAAGAAUACUGUGAAGGACUUCUGGCACAUGAUUUGGCAAGAACAAGUUGGUAAAAUAGUGAUGGUAACACAACUCGAAGAAAACAGAAGGAAUCAGAGAGAACGAAAUAUUCAUCAUUUUCAUUUUAUACAAUGGCCGGACCACGGUGUUCCAGAUAGCAUUAAACUGGUAAACUUUUACAGAAAAGUCGCUAGUGAACAACAUAAUCAGAGUGGACCAAUGAUUGUGCACUGCAGUGCCGGUGUUGGCAGAACAGGAACAUUCAUUGCUGUAGAUGCGUUAUAUGAACAUGGACAGAAAGUUGGCUCUGUUGAUGUUAUGGAGUAUGUUCAAAUGAUGAGAAAGGAUAGAAUGAAUAUGAUACAGACAUAUGAACAGUAUGAGGUCGUAUUUGAAGCAUUAUUGGAAUUGUUCACUGUUCCAGAAACGUCCAUUCCAAGGGACACUUUUUGUGGAUAUAUCGAACAGCAAGAAAACAAAAGGUUACCACAAAAUCAAACGAUGUACAGACAAGAGUUUCAGAAACUGCAAACUCUAAAACCAUCGUAUAGGCCUGCCGAAUAUAGUGCUGCACGUUCAAGAGAAAACACACCAAAGAAUUCUUCAAAAAAUGUUUACCCACAUGACAAUUAUAGACCUUACCUAAUGUCAUUUGGUAAAACACGAAAUGAUUAUAUAAAUGGAGUGAUAGUUCCCGGAUAUUCAGCAGAAAGCAAGUUCCUUGUAACACAGUGUCCAUUGGUAGAAACAGUAGUUGAUUUUUGGACUAUGGUGUAUGACCACAGCUCCACAAUUGUUGUUUUGUUAGAUUCUGUGAAUAAGAAUGCUCCACUAUGGGUUGACGAGAAAGAUAAACUAGAAUUUGAUCAGUUUAGUGUUGUCAAAGAUAAAGCUAGCUUGCAAUGUGAACUGAAGCUUUCGUUGAACCAUAAGACGAAUAUGGAGAGAAAAUCAAUUACUGUUUUCACUGCAAGCGAAUGGACUGCGAAUACAGAUGUUCCAUCUUCUCAUGAAUACAUGUUGGAUCUGGUUCAACGUGUAAUUAAUUGCUGGGAAAUAAAUAAAGGCCCACUCACUGUAGUUUGUAGUGAUGGCUGUAGCAAGAGUGGACUAUUUGUUGCGCUUAGACUUGCUUUUGAGAAAAUGCAGAUGGACGAUGAAGUCGAUGUGUUCCAAGUAGUAAGAGCAAUACAAAUAAGACGACCGGAAUUUCUUUCAGAAUUCGAUCAGUAUGAAUAUUGUUACAAGUGUAUCAAAACACUAUUGGAGGGAGAAUCCCGAGAUUCACUGUAUGCAAAUUAUUAGUGACGCUAAACCAGUU